AUAAACAAAGCAUCGCGUCUGCUGCAGAUCUUUACCAGUAAAACAAUCUCCUGACUGCUAGCCUAUACACACACACACCACAUCAUUCUCAGUCUCUUUGAGCGCAUAUAUUCUCUGCUUUUUCACAUUUGUUUAUUGGUUUCACGGAAAGUUAAAAGAAGAAAAGAAAUGGAGCUUGAUCUUUCUCCAAGAUUGGCCAAGAGAGUGUAUGGUGGCGAUGGUGGUCCGUAUUAUGCGUGGUCCCCAUCAGAGCUCCCCAUGCUGCGUGAUCGAGGCAAUAUUGGUGCAGCCAAGUUGGCCCUUGGAAAGAAAGGUUUUGCUCUUCCUCGUUACUCUGACUCCGCUAAGGUUGCUUAUGUCCUCCAAGGUAAUGGUGUAGCCGGAAUUGUUCUUCCUGAAUCCGAAGAGAAGGUCAUUGCAAUAAAAAAGGGUGAUGCCAUUGCUCUUCCUUUUGGUGUCGUUACAUGGUGGUACAACAAAGAGGACACUGAGUUGUUAUUUUCUUGGGAGACACUUCUAAAGCUCACAAAGCUGGUGAGUUUACUGAUUUUUUCUAGACGGGUUCCAACGGGAUCUUCACUGGCUUCUCAACUGAGUUUGUUAGCUGAGCAUGGAACUUGGAUGAGAAUGUUGUAAAGAGCUUCGUUGGAAAGCAAUCGGGCAAUGGAA
Messenger RNA from Juglans microcarpa x Juglans regia, 669 nucleotides. RefSeq names its product legumin type B-like. Lineage: Eukaryota; Viridiplantae; Streptophyta; Magnoliopsida; Fagales; Juglandaceae. Bases 169 to 636 code for a protein of 155 amino acids. The transcript has 2 exons. The record is from RefSeq and is a predicted model, not a curated record.